Messenger RNA from Poecilia latipinna (sailfin molly), 1460 nucleotides. Its product is annotated as MAU2 chromatid cohesion factor homolog. Gene Ontology annotation, molecular function: protein binding. Gene Ontology annotation, biological process: mitotic sister chromatid cohesion. NCBI's taxonomy places the organism in Eukaryota, Metazoa, Chordata, Actinopteri, Cyprinodontiformes, Poeciliidae. The transcript is spliced from 9 exons. The record is from RefSeq and is a predicted model, not a curated record. The coding region runs from base 44 to 1168 and encodes 374 amino acids.
GGCUCUGGCCGUAGCGCUGAAAAACUUGUUGUUGUCUGGGAAAAUGGCGUCAAACGUAGAGGCCCCGGAGCGUUGGUACCUCGCCCUCCUCGGCUUUGCGGAACAUUUCCGAACCUCCAGUCCACCGAAAAUACGGCUGUGCGUACACUGUCUACAGGCCGUGUUUCAGUUCAAGCCUCCGCAGAGGAUCGAAGCUCGGACGCAUCUCCAGCUGGGCUCGGUUCUCUACCAUCACACCAAGAACAGCGAGCUGGCCCGCAGCCACCUAGAGAAAGCGUGGUUUAUAUCUCAACAACUUCCUCAGUUCGAAGAUGUCAAAUUUGAAGCUGCGAGUAUUCUGUCGGAACUAUUUUGCCAACAGAAUUUGGUGGACUCUGCAAAGCCCCUGCUGCGUAAAGCCAUUCAGAUUUCCCAGCAAACACCAUACUGGCACUGCAGACUGCUGUUCCAGUUAGCGCAACUUCAUACUCUGGAGAAAGACCUGGUGUCAGCAUGUGACCUUCUGGGAGUUGGGGCUGAGUAUGCCCGAGUCGUGGGUUCAGAAUAUACCAGGGCUUUGUUUCUUCUUAGUAAAGGCAUGUUGCUGCUAAUGGAGAGGAAGCUUGGCGAGGUGCAUCCUCUUCUCACACUGUGUGGAACUAUAGUAGAAAACUGGCAGGGAAACCCCAUCCAGAAGGAAUCGCUGAGAGUCUUCUUCCUGGUACUACAAGUCACACACUACCUGGAUGCUGGACAGGUAAAAAGCGUGAAGCCGUGUCUGAAGCAGCUGCAGCAGUGCAUUCAGACUAUCUCUACACUCCAAGAUGAUGAGAUUUUACCCACCAACCCAGCUGACCUCUUCCACUGGCUGCCCAAGGAGCACAUGUGUGUCCUCGUAUAUCUGGUGACAGUCAUGCACUCCAUGCAGGCGGGCUACUUGGAGAAAGCCCAGAAGUACACAGACAAGGCUCUUAUGCAACUGGAGAAACUCAAAAUGUUGGACUGCAGCCCCAUCCUGUCUACCUUCCAAGUCAUUCUGCUGGAGCACAUCAUCAUGUGCCGACUCGUCACGGGCCACAAGGCCACGGCAUUGCAGGAGGUACGUUGUUUCUAUUCCUGUCACCAUCCCUGCAGUUUAUAUUUAAAUACGUGCCAUCUUAAAAAAAAAAGGCUCAUAUGGAACAUUUGAAGCUCAGUUAGUUCUUUGUGACUUGAAGAAGUUUUAAGUUUUUCCAGCUUCUAACCAGAAAAAACUCACCUUUAUAAACAAACUGAAACAUUUUAAAAGGAAAUGAAAAACAGGGGGAAAUAAUAAUAAUGAUGUGUUUGCACACCUUAAUGAAGACUGUGCUGAGAAUUAACCACUACAUCUGAACUCAAAAUACACAGGAGCCAUUUCAGCUGGCUAUGAUUACCUCCAAAUGAUUAUUUUAUAUAUAAUAAUUAUUUUAAUUUCCAAGGGAUUGGCUGUAAUAUGAAGA